Messenger RNA from Alosa sapidissima (American shad), 1594 nucleotides. It is a transcript of the gene wdr55, whose product is annotated as WD repeat domain 55. Bases 66 to 1310 code for a protein of 414 amino acids. The record is from RefSeq and is a predicted model, not a curated record. The transcript has 8 exons. Gene Ontology annotation, molecular function: protein binding. Lineage: Eukaryota; Metazoa; Chordata; Actinopteri; Clupeiformes; Clupeidae.
GAGGAAGUAAGUUUGUAUGGUUCCCAUGCCUGUAGAGCUUGUUCUACCACGUUGGUGUUGUGGUGAUGGCUACUGCACAGGAUGUUGAUGAGGAAGUGCAUAAGGUGAAAAGUGAAGAUGAGGAGGAUAAUGACCCAGACUCUGAUGAUGAGGGGAGUGAGAAAGAGGAUGCUGAGGAGAAAGAACCUAAGGAGCCAAAAGUCCGUGACACACCAGAGGAUAUUCAUUUUGAUGCCAUCGUAAACACUCUAGCAUUUCAUCCUAAAGAGGAUAUCAUUGCAGCUGGCGAUAUUGAUGGCGACAUAUAUUUAUAUUCCUACUCAUGCACUGAAGGAGAGACAAAAGAACUGUGGUCAUCAGGUCAUCACCUGAAGUCCUGCAGGAAGGUGGCAUUCUCCGAAGAUGGCCGUAGCUUGUUCAGUGUUGCUAAAGACAAAUCGGUGCACAUCAUGGAUGUGGAAGCAGGCAAGCUGAUCAAACGUAUUACCAAAGCUCACAGUGUUCCCAUCAAUGCCCUGUUGUUGGUGGACGAAAACGUGCUGGCCACGGGCGAUGACGGGGGCACCCUGAAGGUCUGGGACAUGAGAAAGGGCACGGCCAUCAUGGACUUGAAGCACCAUGAGGACUUCAUCAGUGAGAUUGCCAUAGACAGCGCCAAGAAAAUCCUGCUUACCUCAAGUGGGGAUGGUACCAUGGGUGUCUUCAACAUAAAGCGUCGGCGGUUUGAUCUGGUAUCUGAGUACCAGAGUGGAGAUCUGACCUCGGUGUCCAUUGUGAAACGUGGUAGGAAGGUGAUCUGCGGCUCCAGCGACGGCACUAUCUUCAUAUUUAACUGGGACGGUUUUGGGGCGACCAGUGACCGAUUCUUUGUGCAGGCAGAAUCUCUGGACUGCAUUGUGCCGAUCACAGACAGCCUGGUGUGUGCCGCCUCCAUGGACGGAGUUAUCCGAGCCAUCAACAUUCUGCCCAACCGGGUGGUUGGCAGCGUGGGUCAGCACAAGGGGGAGCCCAUAGAGGAGAUCGCCCGUUCCCACGACACACGUUUCCUGGCCAGCAGCGCCCAUGACCAGCUGGUCAAGUUCUGGGACAUCUCCAAGCUCCCCGAACUCUCCGUCAGCGACUACCGCAAGAGGAAGAAGAAGCACGGCAAGCUGACAUCGCUCAGCAAGAAAGCUGUUGGCAAUGGAGACAACUUCUUCUCAGGGCUAAUGGAUGAGCCGGACACUCAGAACAAAAAGGACAAUACGAAAAAGGAAGAUGACGAUGAUGAUGACGACGAGGACACUGACAGUGAUAGUGGCAGUGACUGAAAAACUCUGAACUGUUUAAGAAUGUCACUGUUGAACAUAUGUCUUUUAUUGUUUAUUUUGUUUUGGUUUAUUUGUACAUUUUCGCUAUAACUGUUGUCUACUAAAUCUAAACCAUGCCACCUAUAUUGCAACACUGAUUCCACUGAAAGGAUAUCGGAGAAGUUAUAUGAACCAAAACAUUUUAUAUAGAAAGACUGGCAUAUUGAUUGAGGUCAGCCUAGAAUCAAGAGUCAUGUGAAGGUGUGUGGCGUCAGUAUCCUAUAUGCCUGUUUUUUUAAUGUUAA